AUGGCUUACAGUGCGAAGAUCGGUCCGUCCAUCCUGAGCAGCGACCUGUCCUGUCUGGGCAGCGAGUGUGUGCGGAUGAUGGAGUGCGGUGCGGAUUACCUGCACCUCGACGUUAUGGACGGGCAUUUUGUCCCCAACCUUACAUUUGGCCAUCCCAUGGUGGAGUGCCUCAGGAAGUCAGUAGGCCAGGAUCCCUUCUUUGACAUGCACAUGAUGGUGUCACGCCCAGAACAGUGGGUGAAACCCAUGGCUGCAGCUGGAGCCAACCAGUACACAUUCCACUUAGAGGCCACCACCAACCCUGGAAGUCUCAUCAAGGACAUACGAGAGAGUGGCAUGAAGGUGGGUUUGGCUAUAAAGCCCGGUACUACAGUAGAGGAACUUGCCCCCUGGGCUAACCAGAUCGAUAUGGCUCUGGUCAUGACAGUAGAACCUGGCUUCGGAGGACAGAAGUUUAUGGAAGACAUGAUGCCCAAGGUGAGUUGGUUGAGAAGUCAGUUCCCUUCGUUAGACAUUGAAGUAGAUGGAGGAGUCGGACCUGACACCAUUCACAAAUGUGCUGAGGCAGGAGCCAACAUGAUUGUGUCAGGCAGUGCUGUCAUAGGCAGUGACGACCCUCGUUCUGUCAUCGCUCUUCUACGUACCGUGGUGGCCGAAGCAAUCCAGAAACGUUCUCUUGACCGUUGAGAUGUCCUCUUUGUGGAAGUCCCCAGGGUGUCUCUACCUCCCACACCACAGUAGCCAGUGGACAGACUCAGCAGAUACAAUAUGGACAUUUCUGGGGUAUAGGUCAAGGGACAUGGUCAGAGAAGGGGGGGCUUCUGUGGGGGUGUCCAUAUACAGAUCACCUGUGAAGCUGCGUUCGGCUGCUACAAAACAGUUUAAACCUCAUCCUGUCCUGCUAAAAUCUCUUCUCUGAAGUCAGAGUGAGUCUCAGUCUGGAAACAACCAGAUGAAGACUGUGGCUGAGGUUAUGCUGAUUUCACACCAGUUAACAUUCCUGAAUAUCGUUUUUGACUUACAAUGUAAGUUUCAAAGUAAAACUAAGUAUAGAAAUAAAAUGGAGCACUGUGUGUAGUAAAUCUGUUUUCACAGCCAUCCUGAAUCAUGUUCCAUAACAUCGGUUUCUGCUCCUUAAUGUUUUGUCAAACUGGACCAUCAUCAAACUACUGAGUAAAAGUGUUGUGCACUAUAAAAUUAAUGGGAUUCUUUUGGAUUAAACAUUUCUUUGCAGUUCGACCUUGUCUUUGGUUUAACGCACCAAACUGGAAAAACAUGUUGACAGGAAUGCAGUAAAUACACAGCAAACUGCUAAA
Molecule: messenger RNA, 1316 nt
Organism: Sphaeramia orbicularis (orbiculate cardinalfish)
Lineage: Eukaryota; Metazoa; Chordata; Actinopteri; Kurtiformes; Apogonidae
Gene: rpe
Product: ribulose-5-phosphate-3-epimerase
Exons: 6
Coding region: 1-687 (228 amino acids)
Biological process (GO): carbohydrate metabolic process; pentose-phosphate shunt
Molecular function (GO): D-ribulose-phosphate 3-epimerase activity
Source: RefSeq, a predicted model, not a curated record